Molecule: messenger RNA, 860 nt
Organism: Ictalurus furcatus (blue catfish)
Lineage: Eukaryota; Metazoa; Chordata; Actinopteri; Siluriformes; Ictaluridae
Product: CCN family member 3-like
Exons: 3
Biological process (GO): cell adhesion; signal transduction
Cellular component (GO): extracellular matrix
Molecular function (GO): integrin binding; heparin binding
Source: RefSeq, a predicted model, not a curated record
GCAGCUCCUGAUGCAGACUCCUGUGUACUGGGAAACUCUGUGUACCACAGUGGCGAGACGUUCUUCCCGAGCUGCAGUUACCAGUGUGUAUGUCACGGUGGGCAGAUCAGCUGCGUCCCCCGCUGUAACCUGGAUGUGAUGCUCCCGGGUCCGGACUGUCCUUUCCCACGUAAGGUGCAGGUUCCAGGAGAAUGCUGUGAGAAGUGGGUGUGUGAUGCACAGGCCGAGGUCAGUGUGCUGGGGGCCUUCGCCAUGGCGGCAUACAGACAGGAGGAGACGUUGGGCUUCGAUCCCAGCAUGGAGUGCAUGGAGCAGUCAACAGAGUGGAGCGCGUGUUCCCGUUCCUGUGGAAUGGGCGUGUCCACACGGGUGACCAAUCAGAACCGGCGCUGUGAGAUGGUGAAACAGAGCCGCUUGUGUAUGGUGCGUCCCUGCGACGCCAUCAAAGAGCAAGCAGACCCUCAGUUUGUGGAUUUUUUUCCCCUGCAGGGAGUCGGGACGUGUCUCAGGACCACGCAGAGCCCCAAACCCGUCCACUUCACCUUCAGGAACUGCUCAAGCGUGCAGGCAUUUCGUCCUCAUUUCUGCGGCCACUGCUCAGACGGUCGCUGCUGUACGCCCCAUGCCACCAAAACGGCACCCGUGAUGUUCCGCUGCCCGGACGGAUCCACGCUCAAGAGACCCGUCAUGUUCAUCCGUACGUGUGCGUGCCACCGUAACUGCCCAGCGAAGGAUAACGUACCACGGCGCAGACCCGAGAUCGACCACGCCUCCGUCCUCACCCACUGAAGUCAUGUGGAGAACAAACAUGGAGACGCUUUAACUGCUUUGACCGAGCCUAACUCUGGCAGGAGCGAUGA